This is a messenger RNA of Daldinia loculata, 2591 nucleotides long. Its product is annotated as choline-sulfatase. The transcript is spliced from 3 exons. Lineage: Eukaryota; Fungi; Ascomycota; Sordariomycetes; Xylariales; Hypoxylaceae. Gene Ontology annotation, molecular function: sulfuric ester hydrolase activity. The coding region runs from base 560 to 2269 and encodes 569 amino acids. The record is from RefSeq and is a predicted model, not a curated record.
CUUAGCGUACUUUUCGCCAUCGUUAGCUGUGAUUACGCCAGUCAAACGAUCCGAUUUAUCUGUCCCACUACUUCGUAACCAUCUUUCUUCCAACAAUAAUUUUACAGAUCCCUUUCGAACGAUACUUACUUGCUUGCUUCAUUGCAUUGUAGUACUUUAGGUGCUCACUUGUCGGUUCUUGGCCUUUUAAAUAGUCCUUCUCAUAGCACCGUUUCCAACUUUCUCCUCCGUAGUCAACCCAUAGCUCUGACUGGCUCCCUUGUAAGUCCUGCACCUUUAGCCAGCUCCACGAUCUUCAUCUCCGAUAGUGUCUAGGCACAUUGAUAGUUCUGUUGGGUACCUAGUCAACUCCCUUAGACUAGCUAUCUUUAUAAACAGAUCUGUUCCCACACCUCUUCUUCUUCUCUUAUUUUCCAUAUUCUCUAUUCUCUAUAACCUCCUCUACUAUCAUAGACAUUACAUACCAAACUGAGCCAGUCUCUUUUAAACCAACUGUGUUCAGUCUUGUUCAAGUUCUUCUUCCCUUAACGUAAUCUCUCAGCCUUGUAAUACCGUCACAAUGGCUCCUGAUAUUAAUUCUCUGCCACGGUCAGAACCUAGUCUAGAUGGCCCCGGCCAAACAGCUCCGCCGGUGGCCAAUGGCAUCAACGGUACCAAUGGCUCUUCCGAGAAUCCUCCUAAUAUUCUCUUCCUUAUGGCGGAUCAGUUAGCUGCUCCGUUACUCAAGAUAUACAACUCGGAAUCUCAGAUCAAGACUCCCAAUCUUGACGCCCUAGCAGCCAAGUCUGUUCAGUUCGACUCUGCAUACUGCCCUUCUCCCCUCUGCGCUCCCUCUCGUAUGAGCUUGAUCUCUGGUCAACUACCCAUGAAAAUUGGGGCGUACGACAAUGCCUCGCAGAUCGGAAGCGAUGUGCCUACUUAUGCUCACUAUCUGCGCCUGAAGGGCUAUCACACUGCUUUAGCCGGCAAGAUGCAUUUCGUGGGAGACCAGCUCCACGGUUAUGAAACUCGUCUCACCAGUGAUAUUUACCCUGGCGACUUUGGCUGGGCUGUCAACUGGGAUGAACCUGAUAGGCGGUUGGAGUGGUAUCACAACGCGAGCUCUAUCCUCCAAGCGGGCACUUGUGUGCGAAGCAACCAAUUAGACUAUGAUGAGGAGGUUAUGUACAGAUCAACUCAGUUCCUUUACGACCAGGUCCGCGAAGGGCCAGACUCGAGGCCGUUCUGCUUGACAGUCUCUCUUACCCACCCUCACGACCCGUACACCAUUGAGGAAAAGUACUGGGAUCUCUACGAAGACGUAGACAUUGAGUUGCCUAAAGUCAAGAUUCCCAAGGAGGAACAGGAUGCCCACAGCAAGCGGCUGUUGAAGGUGUGCGACCUCUGGGAUGAGAAUUUCACAGAUGAUCAAAUUAAGCGAGCUCGAAGAGCAUACUACGGUGCGGUUAGCUACGUUGACGACUGCAUCGGGCGUAUUCUUCGCGUGCUCAAAAACUGCCGACUUGAUGAGAACACUAUCGUCGUUUUCAGCGGGGAUCACGGUGACAUGCUUGGAGAACGUGGGUUGUGGUACAAGAUGAGCUACUUCGAGUCGUCAGUACGAGUACCCCUCUUGAUCUCCGACCCUCGGCGCUUCACCCCUCAUCGCGUGAAGCAGAAUGUGUCAACUCUGGACAUUCUCCCGACGUUGUGCGACCUCGUCGGUACCAAGCCUAUUCCCGGUUUACCCAUGGAUGGUCUUUCGCUUCUCCCCCACUUGGAGGGUAGAGAGGGUCACGACACCGUGAUUGCCGAGUAUACAGGCGAAGGAACUAUUAGCCCAUACAUGAUGAUUCGACGUGGUCCUUGGAAGUACAUUACGUGUCCAACAGACCCGCCGCAACUCUACAACCUCGAGCGUGACCCUCUCGAGCUUGUUAACCUAGCACAGCUCGUUAACAAGAAGGAGGCGCUUGCUCCCGAGGAAGAGGAAGCGAAAGAGAAGUUCGAGAAGUUCGAACUUGAGGCCAAGGCUCGGUGGGACUUCGAUGCCAUCACGAAACAAGUACUACUAUCACAACGGACACGAAGACUUGUGUGGGGUGCUUUGAACAAGGGCAAAUUCGAGGCAUGGGAUUAUAACCCCGGCGACAAUGGCACUUCAAAAUAUAUUCGGUCUUUCCUGCCCCUCGAUGACCUGGAGCGUCGUGCUAGAUACCCCCCUGUCGACAAGUACGGUCGGGAGACCGGAAGAGUUAUUAUAGAUCAGGCCGGCUCACAUGGCGAGUAGCGGUCAGCUUCUAUGGCUCCCUUUAUGGCGUGAAACGUGACAUGGUUUUGGUUGGGGAUUAAUGAAAGCCUAGGUAGUUAGGUGGUGAUGCAUCUACGGCGCCUAAGCACAUUUUAAGGACUACUUUAGUCCGAAAACCACGGUGGUUAUUGAUUAGGAUUUAGCGACGAGUUACGGAUGAGUGAUUUUAUGGGAUUGGAAGAAAAAAAAACAAUAAUAAUGCGCUAGAUACCUAUCUUUGAAAAUAAAUGCGUUAAUUAAGAAGUCGAUAGGCAAUUGAGACUCUACUGAUUUUUUUUUUCUAUCUGCCCGUGCUAUCACA